This is a messenger RNA of Magnolia sinica, 583 nucleotides long. Its product is annotated as non-specific lipid transfer protein GPI-anchored 5-like. Gene Ontology annotation, molecular function: fatty acid binding. Gene Ontology annotation, biological process: systemic acquired resistance. Bases 8 to 385 code for a protein of 125 amino acids. The record is from RefSeq and is a predicted model, not a curated record. The transcript is spliced from 2 exons. NCBI's taxonomy places the organism in Eukaryota, Viridiplantae, Streptophyta, Magnoliopsida, Magnoliales, Magnoliaceae.
GAGUCUGAUGCAUUGUAGAGAAAGAGAGAAGAGAGAGAUGGAAGCUUCAAUGAAGUGUCUUUGCUUCUUUGGGCUGAUUUUGAUUGUGGGUGUUGCUGUGAUCGACGCGGCUGGGGAAUGUGGGAAAUCUUCCACUGAAAACGAAGCUUACAAGCUUGCCCCUUGCAUGUCAGCAGCCCAAGAUGGGAAUGCUGUAGUUUCAGACAAGUGCUGCCUUCAGGUGAAGAGAAUGGGCCAGAAUCCGAGCUGCCUCUGUGCUGUGUUGCUCUCCAACACUGCCAAGAGCGCUGGGGUCAAGCCGGAUGUUGCCAUUACGAUUCCUAAACGUUGCAAUCUUGCCGACCGUCCCGUGGGCCUCAAGUGUGGAGCUUAUACAUUGCCUUGAAGAAGAGGUCGACAUGGUGUUAAGGACCAUGGGCCUGUUUGGAUGAGAUCUUGUUAUCUCUCAAAUAAAAAUGCUACUGGUCAUAUGUGCUGUGUAUGGUACUAUGUGGAUAUAUGAAUAAUGCAUGAUGUGGGUUUUUCUUAUGUGCUGUGUAUGGUAUGUGGAUAUAUGAAUAAUACAUUAUGUGGGUUUUUCUUA